This is a messenger RNA of Drosophila elegans, 5265 nucleotides long. RefSeq lists its product as uncharacterized. Bases 757 to 2934 code for a protein of 725 amino acids. Gene Ontology annotation, cellular component: aryl hydrocarbon receptor complex; nucleus. The record is from RefSeq and is a predicted model, not a curated record. The transcript is spliced from 2 exons. Gene Ontology annotation, molecular function: RNA polymerase II cis-regulatory region sequence-specific DNA binding; DNA-binding transcription factor activity, RNA polymerase II-specific; protein dimerization activity. Lineage: Eukaryota; Metazoa; Arthropoda; Insecta; Diptera; Drosophilidae. Gene Ontology annotation, biological process: regulation of transcription by RNA polymerase II.
UGUAUCGAUAGUUUUAAGCCUCGCCAACCGAACCAAUGUUUAUUGUUAUAAAAUAAAUGUUAAAAAUAAACAAUUAAUCACUUGAUACAAAACAUAAACUAGUGCAAACAGCAAGUGCGUUGUAAAAACGACCCCCGCACCCCGAUCUUACCUCAUCGCGGGCACUAAUAAAAGCUAAACAACAACGUCAACAGCAGCAGCAACAACAAUAAGCAGGAGGUUCAGAUUCGCAACGCAAUCAAAAAAAAACGAAAAAAAACUACAAGGCGAAACGCAUAAAUAAAUAGGGAAACAAAUAAUAGUAAUAAUAAGACUAAAGGCAAGUGGAAAAGUACGAAAGCGAAAAGAGAAAACAUAUGUACGUUGCGUGAGAGUGACGUUUGUGUGUGUGUGUGCGUGUGAGAGAAAGAGAGCGAGCGCGAGAGAGGGGUGGAGAGAAGAGGAAAAACAAAAACAACAGCACAGCAUAAGCGAGACCUUGAAAACUUUAAAAGCAGCAGCAAAAACAACAACAACAAAAAGCACAAAAUACAACAAGCUCGAAAUAUAAAAACAAAAUAUUUUAACAAAAAAAAACAAAAUAAAUAGAUUUUUAUAAAAAAUUUCUCGAGGAGCGCAGCGUAUACUCUGUUAUGGAGAGUGACGAUUUUCAUUUACCGCAAAGCGCCAAUUAAAGGGUAAAAUCCAUAAAAGCGAGGAUUGUAAGAGGAAAAGCGGGGCAAAGAAGGUCCGGAAAAGCGCUGGAAAACCUGGAAAAUGGCAGCAGCAGAGGCGGGCAACACGAACUCCACAGGCGCGACAGGAUCAGGAUCUGGCAGCUCCUCGGAUCCUGCCAAUGGCCGGGAGGCACGCAAUCUCGCCGAGAAACAGCGGCGGGACAAGCUAAAUGCCAGCAUCCAGGAGCUGGCCACCAUGGUGCCUCAUGCAGCGGAAUCCUCCCGCCGCCUGGACAAAACCGCCGUCCUCAGAUUCGCCACCCAUGGCCUGAGACUGCAGUAUGUCUUUGGCAAAUCGGCCUCGCGGCGACGUAGAAAACCCAUACUAAAGGGCAGCGGGUCAAGCGCCUCGCCUGCCGGAGAUCUCCCCAAUCCCAGUCUGCAUCUCACGGACACUCUAAUGCAACUGCUGGACAGCUGUUUCCUCACCCUCACCUGCAGUGGCCAAAUCGUUUUGGUCUCGUCCAGCGUGGAGCAGCUAUUGGGCCACUGUCAGUCCGAUUUGUAUGGCCAGAAUCUGCUGCAGAUCACCCAUCCCGACGAUCAGGCUCUGCUGCGCCAACAACUGAUACCCCGGGACAUAGAGACCCUGUUCUACCAGCAGCAGCAGCAGCAGCAGGGGCAUAAUCCUCAGCAGCACUCCACAUCCACUUCGGCCUCAGCUUCGGGCAGUGAUCUGGAGGAGGAGGAAAUGGAGACGGAUGAGCUGCGUCUAGACCAAGAGGAGAAUCAGCAGCAGCAGAAGGAGGAGGAUGAGGAGGACGAGCACAAUCGACCGUAUAACCGACGCACGCCCAGUCCGCGGAGCAUUGCCCAUCUGGCGGCCAUCGAUGAACGGCUGCGCACCGACCGCCGCUGCUUCACUGUCCGUUUGGCCAGGGCAUCCACACGAGCGGAGGCCACACGGCACUACGAGCUGGUCAAGAUCGAUGGCUGCUUUCGCCGCAGCGAUUCCUCGCUGACCGGCGGAGCUGCGGCCAACUAUCCCAUUGUCUCGCAGUUGAUACGCCGCUCGAGGAACAACAAUAUGCUGGCCGCGGCUGCAGCGGUGGCUGCGGAAGCGGCGACAGUGCCGCCCCAGCACGAUGCCAUUGCCCAGGCGGCACUGCACGGCAUCAGUGGCAACGACAUUGUCCUGGUGGCCAUGGCCCGGGUGCUGCGCGAGGAGCGACCGACCGAGGAGACGGAACCGAUCGGCAUGACCUUCUACAGGCAGCCAGAACCCUACCAGUUGGAGUACCAUACAAGGCAUCUAAUCGACGGCAAAAUCAUCGACUGUGAUCAGAGGAUUGGCCUGGUGGCGGGCUACAUGAAGGACGAGGUGCGCAACCUUAGUCCCUUCUGCUUUAUGCACCUGGACGACGUGCGCUGGGUGAUUGUGGCCCUGCGGCAGAUGUACGACUGCAACAGCGACUACGGCGAGAGCUGCUACCGCCUGCUGUCAAGGAACGGACGCUUCAUCUACCUGCACACCAAGGGCUUUCUGGAGAUCGAUCGUGGCAGCAACAAGGUGCACUCCUUUCUGUGCGUCAACACGCUGCUCGACGAGGAGGCCGGCCGGCAAAAGGUUCAGGAGAUGAAGGAGAAGUUCUCGACAAUCAUCAAGGCGGAGAUGCCCACGCAGAGCAGCAGUCCGGACCUGCCCGCCUCGCAGGCACCACAGCAGCUGGAGCGGAUUGUCCUCUAUCUGAUAGAGAAUCUGCAAAAGAGUGUGGAUUCGGGUGAUACGAGUGCAAGUGCAAGUGCGAGUGCGAGUGCAGGGGGACAGUCGUUGGAGAGUCUGAUGGACGAUGGCUACAGCUCGCCGGCGAAUACGUUUACGCUUGAGGAAAUGGCUCCGUCGCCAACGCCUACCUUGGCACUGGUGCCGCCGGCUCCAUCGUCGGUGAAGAGCUCCAUCUCCAAGUCGGUGAGUGUGGUCAAUGUCACGGCGGCCAGGAAGUUUCAGCAGGAGCAACAGAAGCAGCGCGAUCGGGACAGGGAGUUGCUGAAGGAGCGCACUACUCACUCUCAGCAGGGAGUGAUCCGGCAAUUGAGCAGCUGCCUCAGCGAGGCGGAAACUGCAUCCUGCACUCUCUCACCGGCCAGUAGUUUGAGUGCCGGCGAAGCGCCCGAUACGCCCGAUCCGCACAGCAAUACGCCGCCGCCGCCACAGCCACCGCCGCUCCAUACACGUCCCAGUGUCCUGCACAGAACCUUGACCAGCACGCUGCGAUGACGGGCUGAUGGAUUCCGGUUUGCCUUCAAAAAUGGGUGUGGAUUGGACGCCAUUAAGUAGCCCACAUUGCUCAGAUAAUCAUCAUCAGUGAUAUAAUCGAAGCCAAUCGCAAGUGAAGCCUCAAAAUGUAUCGGCAAAGCGCACAUUAAUCAGAUACCUUGAAAUUCAUUCAUUUGACUUGUAGUUUGUGAUCCAAAGUUCAUUUGAUAGGGUUCGAGCUUGUAAAAAUGGAGCGUUUGCUCCUUAAAAUCAGCCAAAAACAUGUGGUUCUUAGAACCCCAUUUAUAAAACCCAUUUUAAGAAUGCAUUAUUUAAAAUUUUAAACAAUUGUUUAUACAAUUGGACAACAUUUAAGUAUUUAAUUACUUGUAAUUAAGCUUGUAAUCAAGCAAGUCUGUAAUUUGAUGUGGAAAUUCCCGCCAAUUCUGGUUUCUUAUACAUUUUAACUUGUUCAAUAUGGAUUCUUUAUUAUAUUCCAAACAAAACACUUAUGUUUAUAUUAUAUUAACAUUUGUUAAAAUGGUUUCUUAAUGGUUAAAUGUGAAGAAAAAGCCAAAUCAAGGGGCAUUCAUUUUGAGAUUAUGGCAAUAAUAAUCAUCUGAUCACGAUGAUCGUUAGAAAGUUGCUUCAACUGAUUAAUGGUAAAGAUACAUUUUGGGCAUUGGCUAUCACUGGUUUUACAAGCGAAAUCGAUUCAAAACAAUUCGAUAAUGUGUUAUGUUGAGCGUCGAUCGGUGUGUGCUGCUAAAUGCGUUCCAUAAUCAGUAAUCUUUGUUAUGUAAUUUCAUUUUAAUUUGUAAAUAUGUAUGCGCGUGUGUGAGCGGCAGUGAGUGUGUGUGCAUGAGUGUGUUUCAAAAUUAGAUCAGUGCUCGGCUUUAAUUUUAGUUGAAUUCUAUACCCCAUAUCCCAGUUAUCAAUCCCCCUUCCCGCGUCCCGCACACCAGUGUAAAAAGAGUACAAAAACAGAAAACAAACAAUUAUAUAUUUAUUUUGCUCUAAGUCUAAAUCACGCUAGAAAACAACUCAUUAAUAGUUAAACGGAUUUUGCAAUCGAUGGAAAUUAAACGCUCUAUUUUUUUUUUUGCCGUCUCAGUCGAAGAGAGUGAGAGGGUCACAUACAGUCGAACUUCUCUAAAUUGAACUUUUUGGACACCUGAAAAUCUGGUUUAUUGUUAUAUUGAGUUCAAAAAUGUGUUCAUAUUUUCGGAAUUUCUAUAUAAAAUGUUUUAAAGUGUCGCUGUAUUGUGUUCAAAAUCAUGUUGCUAUUUUUUAAUUGUAAUUAGCAAAAUAUUUUUAAUACCUUUUUUUUUUUAAGGAAGGCCCUCAUUAGUUUGCAUACAAAAUUCCCCAAUGUAAACAUUGUUUAAAAUGUUCAAGGUUGAAAAUCAAAAUUAAGAAAGUUAAUUAUUAGACCAAAUUGAAAACUAGAAAUAUCCAAAUUGGGAAUGCCAAAAAUCUUUAAAAAAAAUAGUUAUAUACAUAUAUGUAUAUAUAAAGUAUAGUUUUUUUUUAAUAUUUGUUAAAAGUUCUUAAAACUAUAACUAAUUAGUCCAAAUCGUGAAUCUUAAGUGAAGAGAGAGUUCGACUUAGGAAAGUUUGACUGUAGCUCAAUACUCACUUUGCCAGAGAGGGAGCGAGAGAUCAUCUCGUCCCGCUCUGACCUGUUAUCAAAGCCUUUGCCAUCGUCCUUGGAGUUGAGUUCUUAUCACCGGCGUAUCGGAGGGAAUAUAUUAUUUUUUUUUUUUUUGGGAAUGUAGUUCUAGGGGUAAUUUUGAUUUCGGUGGGUGGGAGCGUGUCGGGCGGUGGUGGGCUGAGUGGGGGGCCACGUUUCGUUAUUAUAUAUUUUGUUCAAUAGCGAAAUUCUUCUAGCUAUAAACCUAUGCAUAUGUAUAUUAUUAAAUUUUUGUUUAGCUCAAUUUUUGUUUGUAUUUUUAAUUAUUAUUCGGUUUGUCUAGUGUGUAAUUCAAUUAAAAGUCUAUUGCUAAUUUCCCAGCGAAUGGUUUAGUGUUUGUUCAAACGAGUUGUGCUCUUUAAACACUUUUGGUUUAUCCGUCUUUUAACUUUUAUUUGUUUUUCCUUGCGUUGUUAUUUGCCUAAAAAAAAAAGAAAGCAAAAGAAAAUUUGUGUCGUUUUUUGUUUAGUUAUUUAGCUUUAAGUGUAACGUCAUAUGUCAAGCGGUUAAUCUACGUAAGAAUAAUAAUGUGUAAUGUUUUUUUUAGAGCUUGCUAAAAUCUAGCAAUUAAAAUAUAGCCUGUAAUUAACAAUAAUUAAUUAUAAUAAUCAGUAACAGUUCAUGCAAAUGAAACGUUAAUAAAUAAUAAAUUAUAAAAA